Zootermopsis nevadensis is the source of this 3013-nucleotide messenger RNA. Its product is annotated as cytosolic 10-formyltetrahydrofolate dehydrogenase. Gene Ontology annotation, molecular function: oxidoreductase activity, acting on the aldehyde or oxo group of donors, NAD or NADP as acceptor; formyltetrahydrofolate dehydrogenase activity. Gene Ontology annotation, cellular component: cytoplasm. Gene Ontology annotation, biological process: biosynthetic process; 10-formyltetrahydrofolate catabolic process; one-carbon metabolic process. The record is from RefSeq and is a predicted model, not a curated record. Lineage: Eukaryota; Metazoa; Arthropoda; Insecta; Blattodea; Termopsidae.
AAUACUUUGCGAACCAUGGAGGGGAGAUUUCUUGCCUUAAACAAGGCUGAUGCAAGUGGAAUACGUCGAUGGAGCGAGAUAUAUAGGGAGGAUCUGUCUACUUGUAUAUCCCAGUGCGGUCAAGGCAGUCGUUACUGCUUUAGCUGGAAGGCAACUUUGUGUCAAGGUCACAUUACAAGCUGCAAGAUGUUAGGGACGAGAGCGUAUUUUGCGGUUUCGAGGCAUUUCACCACUUCACAGAAUUUUAAGAGUAAACUGAAAGUAGCUGUAAUAGGACAAAGCACAUUUGCAGCUGAAGUGUAUAAACUCUUGAGAAACGAUGGUCAUAAAGUUGUUGGAGUUUUCACAGUUCCAGACAGAGAGACUCGAGAGGAUCCGUUGGCUUCAACAGCUGCAACUGACAAUGUACCUGUGUUCAAGGUGAAGGCAUGGAGGAAACAAGGAAAGCCAUUGGCAGAAGUUGUCAGUAAAUACAAGUCUCUUAGUGCCGAAUUAAAUGUUCUACCAUUUUGCUCUCAGUUUAUUCCUAUGGAUGUCAUCAACUACCCUAGGUUGAAAAGCAUAUGUUAUCACCCUUCACUCCUCCCCAAGCAUAGGGGUGUCAGUGCUAUAAAUUGGACACUCAUCUCAGGUGACAGUGAGGCAGGCUUCUCGAUUUUCUGGGCUGAUGACGGUCUGGACACAGGUCCAGUUCUUCUGCAGCGAUCAUGCAAAGUGGAACCAAAUGAUACUGUUGAUUCUCUGUACAAUCGCUUCCUUUAUCCAGAAGGGAUCAAGGCUAUGGCUAAAGCUGUGAACAUGGUGGCAGAUGGAACUGCUCCUAAAGUACCACAGUCAGAGGAGGGAGCAUCAUACGAGCCUUCCCUCAGUAAAGAACAACUGCAAAUGGUCAACUGGGAUCGGCCAGCAUCAGUUGUCCAUAAUUUCAUUCGUGGAUUGGAUAGUGUUCCAGGAGCUUGGACUCUGUUGAAUAAUGAAAAAGUGAAACUGUUUGGUUCACAACUGUGGAAUAAACCUAAACCGGAUGGAAAUGUGGUUGAAAUAAAAGGGCUUGCCGAUAAAGGGAUCGUACAUCCAGAGGGUUUGCUAAUACCUUGCAAGGAUGGCUCAAUGGUCAAUAUCCAGAGAAUUGUAGUGGGAGGGCGCAUGAUAUCUGCUGCAAAAUAUGGCAGAGAGGAGAAGGACCGAGAGUCAGUACAGCUGACAGAUGAUGAGAAAGAGAUGAUUAUUGCAUUGAAAUUCAUUUGGGAAGGAAUUCUAAACAUUGGAGUAGAGCAAAGUACAGAUUUCUUUGCUACUGGAGCUGGUUCAAUGGAUGUUGUUCGGUUAAUUGAAGAAAUCAAAGACAAACUAAAAAUUACGCUUCAGAACGAAGAUUUAUUCAUGGCUACAACGUUCAAAGAAUUCAGUGAAACCUUUGUUCUGAAGGCGAGGGGUGAUGUCGGCAGAAGAGAAGUUCAACAUUCCUGCAUUAAAUUGCAUGUCAACAACAUAGACGUUUCAUUUCCCCAUCAGCUGUUUAUCAACGGAGAAUUUGUAGACUCUGAAUCGGGAGCUGUACUGGAAAGCGUGAAUCCAAGUGAUGAAUCAGUUAUUUGCCAGGUACAACGCGCCUCAGCAGCCGAUGUUCAUGUGGCUGUUCAAGCGGCCAAGGUGGCAUUUGAAAGUGGAGAGUGGAGUAAAAUUAAUGCUCGAGACAGAGGACUGCUGAUGUACCGACUGGCAGAUUUGAUGGAGCAACACAAGGAAGAAUUGGCAACAAUUGAAUCACUUGAUUCUGGUGCUGUCUACACUUUGGCACUGAAAACUCAUGUUGGCAUGUCAAUAGAAACAUGGCGGUACUUUGCUGGUUGGUGUGAUAAGAUUCAUGGCUCCACCAUUCCUAUCAGUCAUGCAAGACCAAAUAGAAAUCUCACAAUCACUAAAAAGGAGCCAAUUGGUGUGUGUGGUCUGGUGACUCCAUGGAAUUAUCCUUUGAUGAUGUUGUCUUGGAAGAUGGCAGCUUGUCUAGCUGCUGGUAACACAGUUGUUAUGAAACCAGCCCAAGUUUCUCCACUAUCAGCCCUUAAAUUUGCUGAACUCUCUGUAAGAGCAGGAUUUCCACCUGGUGUAAUCAAUAUCUUGCCAGGAACAGGUGCAGAAGCUGGCAAUGCCAUAGCAAGUCAUCCUGAUGUUCGAAAACUUGGGUUCACUGGUAGCACUGGUGUGGGACAAGUGAUUAUGAGGAACUGUGCAGACUCAAAUCUGAAGAGAGUAUCCCUGGAACUAGGCGGGAAGUCCCCACUCAUAAUAUUUGAUGACUGUGAUCUGGAUAGAGCAGUUAGAAUGGGCAAGAGUGGUGUGUUCUUCAACAAAGGAGAGAACUGCAUCGCGGCUGGUCGACUCUUUGUGGAAUCCUCCAUCCAUGAUGAAUUUGUGAAACGAGUGCUACAAGGAACAAAGAAACUGGUCAUUGGAGACCCAUUCAAACGAAAUACGCAACAUGGCCCACAGAAUCACAAAGCACACUUGGAUAAGUUAGUGGAAUUCUGUGCUGUCGGAGUAAAGGAAGGCGCAAAACUAGAGUGCGGGGGGAAACGUGUCAACAGAACAGGCUACUUCUUUGAACCCACUGUGUUCACAAAUGUGGAGGACCACAUGUAUAUUGCUCGUGAAGAGUCAUUUGGACCAGUUAUGGUUAUAUCAAAGUUUGCUAGUGGAGACGUAGAUGCAGUCAUCAAGCGAGCUAACAAUACAGAGUUUGGGCUUGCAUCAGGAGUCUUCACAAAGGAUAUCAGUCGAGCUCUGUAUGUUGCAGAGAAAAUUGAUGCAGGGACAGUAUUUGUGAACACGUACAAUAAAACAGAUGUUGCCGCUCCGUUCGGAGGAUUCAAACAGUCCGGCUUUGGAAAAGAUUUGGGUGAAGAAGCUUUAAAUGAAUACUUGAAGACUAAAUGUAUUACCCUUGAAUAUUAGGACAUAUUCACUACAAUUAAACGAAGGAAGUGAAUGAAUAAAAAUAUUGUCCUGAGAA